AUGCCACAGCUAAGACCUCGGAAAGUGCAGCUAAGCAGGGAGGCAGUGACUGCUAGGAUGGGGCCCUGCCCACAACCUGUGGAUGCAGAGAUGGGAGCCCACUCUGGGGACUUCUCUGCGGCCAAGGGGAACCCUCAGCGGGAGGCAAAGAGAAAAGCAAUGCAUUCCUUAUCCUGCUCUUCAUCACCUAUCCUGUUCUCCAGGGUCCCAUGUGAGCAGCUCACAUUUCCAGCAGUAGCAUCUAUGGAGGAGCAACAUGGGACUAAUACGAGGCUUGUAGGUAAAAGAAAGGAAGGGAGACGAGGCUGCAGAGGAAGAGGCAUUGCUGCUGCUGGAGGCAGAAGAGAAGCAGCUUUACAGGUUUCAGACCAUGCUGCAACUAAAGUCUGGGAGACGGUGAUGGUGCCAGUAGGGAGGUGUUGGGAAAAGGCUAUCUGUAGAAAAAGAGGACAGGGAUUGCAGCAGUUUUCCUCUGGAACUAGGUUGGAAGAGAAAUUGGCAACAGGGAUUGAGGGAAAACUAAGAAGUAGCUCCUCAGCAAAAUUGGGGCUGUUGGGGCCCCAAGAGGGAUUAGGAAGCCCAGGGAAAAAGAGCAGACAUUCCUUAAUGGAAUUGAAGCUACAAAUUCCAUGCCCCAAGGAAGAACUGGUGAGCCCAGAGAGGAGUGACAGAUGCACCUUGUCAGAACCAGUAGUGCUGGGGCCUGGGAAGGAUGCAGGGAGUCCCCAGGAGAGUACAGCAAAGAAAAAAAUAAUAGAAGUUAAGGAAGACUCAGAUGCACAGGAUGGAAAGCAGCUAGAGACUGAUCUAAAUAUAUCAAAAGAUUAUAACAUAAAGAAACCACUAGUAGCUUACUCUGAAUCUCUCCAGGUAGCUAAGUCAGAUGGAACUCAGAGCAAGAUACCAGUAUGCCCGGGUUUAAAAACGGGAUCUACAGAACAGUGUAACAGGAGAAGAAAUAGACUCACCAAGACCAGAUGUUUACAGAAUUUGGAUGUAAAAGUAACUGAAAAUAAAGCGACAAAGAGCAAACUGGUAAAGUCUAAGGAUGAAAAGUGCAGAGAAACCCCAAAUUAUCAUAAUAGCUUUCCAUCCACAGUAGAAAAGAAUCCAGUUGUAAAAUUAUAUGACUGUCGUUACCUUAAUACAUUUGUAAAGUCUUCAGUUGAUGCAACCAACUGCAGUUACAAAAUUGGUGGUGGAUUCUUGCAUGUAGCACAGGGUAAGAGAGAGACUUUUUGUCCUGACAGUGUUAUGGGACAGAGUGAUAUGAAUAGCAAGCUUAAUGUAAUGCAGAUGUCCACACAGAAAAGUAUAUCAUUUGACAAAGAAGGAAUAUGCCAAAAUAGAAAAAAUUGUCAAAAUGAAAACAGUAAGUGCUUGAGGGAAAGAAAGUGGAGUAUUGAUAGAAAGCCCAGGAAAAGGAUGAAACUUUUUGAAAAAUCAUCAGUCCAGAAUGUUCUCCCAGUUAUAGACAACAAAUACUGUGAAUAUGAGUUACAUAUGGAAGAUAAAACUGCCACAACAGACUCUUUAGCAGUUUUAGAGUUAAAUAGCAAUGAAACUACUUCCUCAUCUUCAUUUGAUCAAAAAUCAAAUCCCCAUCUAGAACCAAAUACUCAAGAAGCACAAAAUGGUUGUACUGCCUCGGUUAAUAGAAAAAUGCACUUGAAACCCUGUGCAACAGAAGGUAGUUUUGAGAACAGACUUCAGCUAUCUGAAAUUGCAAAAGGAGAAAAGGGUGGUUUUGAUUCAGAAAGUAUAGAACAACAAGACCGCUUGAAUACCUCAAAUAGUCCAGAAGUGGUUACUUUGGUCAGUGACAAUAUUUCUGAUUACUACAAUGAUGCCAGUUGCCAAAAGAGAGAGAGGAUAGUGUCAAAUGAAAAACUGAUAAGUAAUGUUGAGAAAUUACAGCUAUAUAGCUGUCAAAGAAUAGUACCAAUGUCUGGUAAAAAUGUUUGGCCUCGUGAAUCAUGUGCUAGGACUUCUGAAUGGUUUCAUAAAAAUCACGUGUCUGUCCUGGAAGGAAAAACUUCAACUUCUGGUUCUCAGGAAUGCUCAUGUGAAAACAAUACCGAAGCUGUAAGAGAUAUGGUUUUAACUGAUAACUCCAGGCAAUUAGAGCUAAGUAUGUUAGAGGCAGAAAGUGUCAAAGAAUCUGCAUGUAAAAUAACAAUGGAGUCUAACAUUGAAUGUCUGACUUCUGUUAGAACACCAGAGUCAUCAUUAUUGGAUAUUUGUGGGACUUUGAGAGUCACCUGUAAUGAAAAUCUAGAGUCAUCAGUGGAUAGUAGUCCCAUAGCUUCUAAGUCUGAAGCUGUCCAUGAAGCUCAGGUGAUCUUAAAUUUGGCAGUAAAACAAAAACAAGAUGAUAAAAACAAAGGCGCUUUAACAAAGAAAAAUCUGAUGAUGGCGCUCCAUGAUGGUAUAUCUGAAGAUGACAAUACAAGUAAAAUGAUUGUUAAUCAUAAGACAUCAAUGAUGAAAAAAACAGUUACAAUUCCAAACUUAAUGAAAAUGUUAUACCCGGGAAAUCUAUCAAAUUUCAAAAUUCCUUUACGCAAAAAUAAAACUGAAUCCAGGAAAGUGGACUGUAUUAGAUCAUUAGAUAAAAAAACAUACAGUCCACUGGAACGCCUUCACAAAUCUGCUGCUGCUUCAGCAAGGCAGAACAGAGCCGAGGAGAAUUCCUCUAUGGUAGUCUCUGAGCAGCAGCCUAUCUCUGAAGAGGCAGAUAUCUCUGUAAUCCCCUCAAAGGAAAAUGCUGACCAAAUGAGCAGUAAGGACUUUGGCAGUGGUGGUUCUGAAAGUCUUUCAAAUGAAAUAAAUAUACUUUCUGAACAUGUUUCUACAUAUCAGUGUGCUUUUCUUGAGGGAGAAUUGGAGUCAUCUGCUCUUGAGGAUGUUACUGACUCUUCUGCUACUGCACCUAUAGAGCAAAGUCGCACACUAGAUUAUUCCAGUAAAACAGUUGACCAUUCUGUUUCAUUAGAAAUGCAUGAUGAUGAUAAAAAGAAGUCAAGAAUGGAUCUUGCACAGAGUAAGAUUAAAAACUUUCCAGAUGUUCUUAAGGCUUAUGAAGAUGAUAUUCUUGUGAUUGAUGUAAUUCAGGAUGACCCUGACCUUUUUGGAACCACUGAUGAAGGGGAGCUUGCAUUCACAAUGAACCAUGUGACUGAAAAGCACUGUAAUAUCAGUACUACCUCGGAGGAAAAACAGGAUGUCAAGCCAAAAUGCCUUAUCCUUCCAGAAACUAAGGAUUCAAGGGAUUACUUUAGAGAGAGUCCCAUUCAAGAAUCUGGAACAUUGAAAUCUGGCACAGAUUCAUAUGAUGCACUGCUGAUGGCUAAUAAGAUUCAAAAACAUGAUUCCUCAAGUGGAAGCUGUCCUUUGGGAGGCGUAAUUGAGGAGUCUUUUGAGGAUGGGCAGCUGAUUGAAUCAGAUGAACUCUUAAAGGAUUUUCAUAUGGAUGAGAAGUACAGUUUUUCAGGCAAGUCGGAUGCUAUAAAAGAAGAAAAAGUAAAUAUUCAUGAAGCUGAAAAAAGCAAUGAUUCUAAAUAUAUAGAAUUUGUGAGCAGUGAACUUCAGUUAGGAUUGCAACUGCCAUCCCUGCAAAUAAAUGCCUACCAGGAAGAGACAGUACUGAAACCCUGGAUCAAUGGUAUUUUAUUCUGUAAUUCAGUAGCUUGCGCUUUAGCUUCAUACUCUAUUUAAUCUACAUUUUAAUUAGAGCACUUUAACUUCAGCUGUUAGGGUUCAUAUUUCAGAUACUCAGGAAAAAGCUCUCUUUUGCCGUUGCCAAAUUCUGACUGUUAUGAACCAUGGAAAAUGGACAAAAAUGUGGUGGUUUCCCAUCUGAUCCAGCAGAACCUUGGGAUGAUUGAGUUGCCCCGUAAAUAUUGCAGAUUUUAUUUCAGUACAUUGCGUGGCUGUGAGAGAGUGGAAUGUUGGUUUUGGCAUGUUCCUGAACAAGGAGAUGAAAAGAUUUGCAUGGCAAUACUUAAGACGUAUAUAAAUAUCAAUGAAUCAAGUUUGCUACAACGUUCAGUCCAGAUAUUUAUGAAUUACUACAGAGAAGUUACUCCUGGUGUGCAUUUUGAUUCACAAGUGCUGAAUGAUCUUCUCCUUUCUUUGAUCAAGUGUUGUUUGUUGAAAGAAGUAUUUCAGUUGUUAAAUGUUGCUGUAAUGAUUAAAAUGCUGCCAGCUGUUGAUGUAUUCCUGAAGGUGUUUGAGCAUGUGGCUUCCAUGAAUAUAAGAGAUGCUGUGCCUUCAUUAAUAGAUAUCUUUUGUAAGCUUUUUGAUGCUGGGAUGGUUUUUGAGCUUGAACAUUUUAACUGUAUUAUUAAGUUCCUUCACCAACUGCAAGUUUCCAGUCAAGAAAUUAAUGUUAUUUUGAACAUGAAAUCAAGAUUUCAGGCAAGACAGUUUAAAAAGAACUGGCUUUGUGACUUAAAUUUGGCAAUAGCUGAAAUUCAGCACUGUAAAGAAAAAAGUGACUGGGCCAAAUUGGGAACUUUGUAUGUUAAUAUGAGAAUACGAUGUGAAAAUUUUGGUGACCUUCAGAAAUUGACUUUAUAUAUUGCUGACAUACUAACAAGAGACUCCAAGGAAGAGAGACCAGGAGUUCCUUUUUGUGAAUUUGCUGAAGCAGUUAUCAAAAAUCCACAAUAUAAUGAAGCAGACAAAGAUUUCCUGGGAAGGACUGGGAUCAGUGUAAUGUAUUCUUAUCACACAGUACAGCAAUGGUCAAAGGGCAGGAAGGUUUUGGAUAAACUACAUGAACUGCAGAUUCAUUUCACAAGCUUGAAAGGACUUAUUGGUCCAGAAAGGUUAGCCUCAAGAUGCCAAAUUGUUAAUGCUGCUGCAGAAAUCUUCCUUAAAAGUGGAAGUCUGGAUGGAGCAACAUGGGUAUUGAGAGAGUCAGAAUGGAUAAUAAAUACACCAUUGUGGCCCUGCGAUAGAAUGGAUGUCCUCAAUCGACACAACCUGCUGUGUGCAAUUGCAUGUGAAUGUUUGACCGAGAAUCUAUAUAGACAAGCAUUUGGAGUUUUGCAGAAUCUACCAGGUUUCCAAAAUUGUUGUGACACUGUAGAUGUUUCCCAGUACAGCCUUCUUUUUAACAAACUUCUAGAUGCCUGUAUUGAGAGCAAGGGCCUUGGUAUAUCUUCUUCUGUAACCGACUUUAUGCUGUCAAAGAACAUCCCCAUUGAUUUUACUUUAAUUAGAGGAUUAAUUACAGCAUUGGGAAGGAGCUGUUUGUGGCUUAAAGCCAGGAUCUAUUACAAAAGUGCUUUAUCAUUGGGUUGCUACCCACCGCUAGAGGGAAAUUUAUACCGCAAACUUUUACUGAUUCCUUCUUACAUGUCUGAGAUUGAGAUGUUGCUGGCCAUUGAAAUAUUCCUAGUUUCAAAUGCUAGUAAUAUUCAGAGUCCGGGUGCCACCAAUCAGACACUUCAGAUAGUACUGAAAAGAUCUGAAGAACAAAAAGUGCGGAGUAAAGAUGACUAUCAAGCAGCAGUUGAGAGACUGAUUCAAGCUGCUCGUAUAUCUAAUCCAAAGCUUUUUCUUAAGCACAUGACAAUGAAUGUUAAUAUGGAACAGGUUUACAGUUUGGAACAUAAUUCUGCUCUGAAAUGGCUGAAAGAGAAUAUGAAAUGGGCUGGAAAGGUCUGGCUUUUCAGUAGUCAUUAG
Messenger RNA from Terrapene triunguis (Three-toed box turtle), 5694 nucleotides. RefSeq names its product testis and ovary specific PAZ domain containing 1 (gene TOPAZ1). Gene Ontology annotation, biological process: spermatid development; spermatocyte division. The transcript is spliced from 21 exons. Lineage: Eukaryota; Metazoa; Chordata; Testudines; Emydidae. The record is from RefSeq and is a predicted model, not a curated record.